AUGCAAUUACUGGAACUGACUCCCCUUCCCCGCCUUCUCUUGUUGCUUGAAUUCUCCACUCCUGAUCAUCCCUCUGCACAGUUACUAGAAAAGCUUCGUUUAGAGAAGCAGCAGGACGAUGGUCUACAGCCCACCAACCCCCCACCAUAUACCCAGCGCGACCCACAUGAACAACCGACAUUCACAUCGGAGUCACUCAUCCAUCCCGAGCAUCCCGUCCUCUAUCUCCCACCACUCAUCUCAUCCCUGCCACAAAACGCACAACGCCCCGACGUUUCCGUGUCUUCUCCGGACAACAAGCCUCCCGCAGUCCUAACGACCACAACUCGUCUUCCAGAGAUCGACCCCGUAUCCCUUUCUCUUCACCGCGCACUGCACUACUUCAGGCCCCUUGAUGACAAAUACGCCAGCAAGCCGUACGAAAGUGCGUUCAAUUGGAGCGAACUGCGGCUUCCUGAGGAUGAGGAGCGCGAGUGGUAUUGCGUGGCUUUCCGGUCGCGUCGGAAGGAAGGAAGCAAUGGUGAUGCGCUCUACGAAGCGGAUCGAAAGGCCCACGAAGAAGCGGUGCAGAACGGUGGUCUUCUUAUGUACUGGUUCGGCGUUCCCGACCCCGUCACGGGCCUCAAUCUUGCAACGUGCAUCUGGCAAUCUCGUGCACACGCCGCAGCUGCGAACUCGCGUCCGGACCAUAUUCGCGCUAUGCGCCUCGCGAAAGACUCGUACGAGGUGUAUACGCUUGAAAGGCACGUUUUGCGCAAACGCCGUGGGUCGACUGGUGUCGUGGUUGAGGAGUACACAGGUGGUGAGGCUGGCUGGUGAUUAGAAAUGUAGAUUUUUCGCUUUCGUUUUUCUUUUUGCGCUGUUGUGCAAUUUUGGAACCGGGGCUUUCUCGGUCUACGUGCUGUUCACCAUUGGUAUCAUCCUAUACCUUGCCAAUAGUAAAUUAUACCGUAUUAGACAUACAAUGCUAUUCCAUGUAACAAACGCUUUGAAAUUGAAUAUAAUCGCAUGGCCAUCACGUCUCCCAAUCCUCUAUCGAAUC
Messenger RNA from Fomitiporia mediterranea MF3/22, 1042 nucleotides. RefSeq lists its product as uncharacterized. The record is from RefSeq and is a predicted model, not a curated record. The transcript is spliced from 4 exons. Bases 1 to 819 code for a protein of 272 amino acids. Lineage: Eukaryota; Fungi; Basidiomycota; Agaricomycetes; Hymenochaetales; Hymenochaetaceae.